Molecule: messenger RNA, 1818 nt
Organism: Prorocentrum cordatum
Lineage: Eukaryota; Dinophyceae; Prorocentrales; Prorocentraceae
Source: the annotation of a GenBank genome assembly
AUGGCGGCCAUGCUCGGCCAGCGCUACAGGGUCCAGGUGAGGAACACCUUCAUCGACGACUUCGGCCCGGGCGCCGAGGAGCCGCCGACACGCGCGGUGAGGCGUAGCCGCUCCGAGCCCCCGCUGCGCACCCUCGCCGCGCGGGCGGCCGCGCCGGCCGCGGAGCCAGAGGCCCCAGAGGGGGCACUGGGCCUCGGCCCCGUCGGCGCGCUCGGCAGGAUGGAGGCCGAGAGGACCGCGCGCGGCGUCCUCGAGGUCGCGUUCCAGCAGCUGGCCAGCCUCAGCCCGGAGGAGGUCGCUGCCGCCUUGCACCUGGCCGCCCGCAGGCUGCGCGCGCCCCAGCUCGAGGCGGCCUCGGGCGUGCUCCUGCCGCCGCUGCUCUCGUGGCUACGGGGCGGCAUCGCUGAGCUCCGAGGCGGCAGCCGUCUCUCGCAGCUCGCGUGGGCCCUGGGGAAGUUCGGCACGCGGGCGCACCCGGGCAGCCCCCCGCCCGUGGACGGCAUCGACGAGUGCAUGUUCCAGGUCUGCCGCCGGUACCCCGCCUUCCUGGCGGGGUGCUCCGACGCAGAGCUCACCAACUCGCUGUGGGGCCUCGCCAGGAUCUGCCCGGGAGCGGCCGGCGGCGCGGCGGGCGGCGCGGAGGCCGUGGUCGCUGCGUGCCACGCCAUGGUUCGCGGGUGCCUCGGCAGGGUGGAGGCGCUGACGGCGCAGUGCCUGGCGAACGCCUUCUGGGCCAUGGCGCGCCUCAAGGUGCGGGGCCCGGACGCGGCGGAGUUCGUGACAAGGGCCCUCGCGCGGCUCCGCACGGCGCCGCAGCUCGCGGCCUUCACGCCGCAGGGCCUCGCCAACGUCCUGUGGGCCCUCGCCCAGCUGCGGCUCGCCGGGGUCUGCGCGGGGCCGCUUGACAGUGCCACGGUGCAGGCGGCGCUCGUCGCGGUCGCCGAGGCCUCCUCGCACCGCCUCGGCGACUUCCAGCCGCAGGAGCUGUCGAUGGCGGCGUGGUCGUUCGCGAAGCUGUACAGGCAGGGUCGCUCGGGUGGCCCCUCCGGCAUCCCAGCGUGGGGCGGCCGCUGCUCGGCUAGGCCAACGGAGGUAGACAGCAUGCUGAUGAGGCUGGCUUCGGUGGCGACGCGCCGCAUCGACCAGUUCGCGGACCAGGGCAUCUCGAACAUCGCCUGGGCUUUGGCCACCCUCGGCCUCGCCGGGGGAGAGGCCGCCGCGGCCCCGGGGCGGCUGUUCGUCGAGUCCGCCAUGGACUUCUGCAGCACGGAGCUGCGGGGCUACUCGACCCAGGCCGUGGCGAACAUCCUGUGGGCCUGCGUGCGCGUCGACCCCGAACAUGCUGUGGGCCUGCGUGCGCGUCGACGACUGGACCGCUUCUGCUCGGCGGCCGCGGAGGUGGUGACCGAGCGCAUGGCGAGCGCCAACGGCAGGGGCCAGCGCGCCAACCUCGCGGUGACCUGGAAGGACCUGUCCGGCGUGGCGGCCGCGCUGUCGUACGGGAGGCAGAAGUCGCAGCCCGUGGCGCGCUUCGGUCUGCUGCUGGCCCGCCAGGCGGCCGAGCAGGUGUCCGAGGGCGGUCUCACGAGGCAGGAGAUGCUCAACAUCAGCCUCUCGGUGGCCCGCAUGCGGGUGCCGCCGACCGCCAUGCAGGAGCUCGUGGACAGCGUCGCGACCUGCUUCGCGGUGCGCGGCGACCCGCCCAACCAGCUGGACCUGUUCCAGUGGGGCCAGGUGCAGAAAUGGUGCCCGCCGAGUCCGGCGCAGUUCUGCGGCGCGGGCGUGCAAGCGAGCUUCCGCGGGGGUCUGGCGCGGUGA